AUGUCGAAAGAACAGCUUUUCCAACUGCUGCCGAUGCCAGACGAUGGCCUGCAACAAGUCCUCGAAUAUGCCGCCACCCUUUCCAAGCAAGAAGCUGCUGAACAUUUCUCCAACAUGCUCGGCGACUCGCCCCAAGUCGUCGAGUUCAUUUCGACAUUCAACGCACGACGAAGCGAUCCAAAAGCACCACAGCCACCAAGAAAUGCACCCACGUCCACGCCCACGUACUCUUCCGCAUCGACCGCCCAAAACUCAGCACAAAACUCUGAAGCUGACGGCGUCCCAAAGCCCCGUCGAGGUCCCAAGAAGAAGAAAGCAAAUAUCCAUACCCCGCCCCCUAGACAAGUCGCCUCGUUUGCGCUUGGGCCAGGAACUGUCUACAGCAAGAAGGACUCGCAAGAUGAAUACAUCUCAGCACGAUCAGGCGCUUCGACAUCCUCACACGCCACCAGUGGUCCCAGCAAACCACCACCCACCAAGACUGCCACACCUCCUCCGACCCAGACCUCGAAGCCUCCUCCCUCCGCGUUAGGCUCCCUAGUGUCGGACCUCGGGCAACCCAAGUCCAAAAACAAAUCCAACCCUACCUCACGGACUUCGACACCCGGACCAUCGUCAUCGAAGAAUAACAAUGGGAAUACGGCCAAGGUUACCAUCACAGGAGGCGUGGCGAUGCAUGGCUCGUCUACGGUCCUGAGUGACCUCGACCAAGCCAUUCGGUCUCUCGAGAUCACCACCAAUCCCUCACACUCAACAAAUAGCGCCGAAGGUGUGGCGGCACGACGGUGUAAUUGCGUUGGAACAAGACAUCCUCCCCUGGCAGCAGCCCCGAACUGCCUUCAUUGCGGCAAAGUCAUCUGCAUCAAGGAAGGGCCCGGACCAUGUACAUUUUGCGGGCAACCAUUGCUGAGCUCGGCUGAGAUACAAGGUAUGAUCAAGGAGCUUAGGGCAGACAGAGGACGUGAGAAGAUGGCAGCAGAUCGGGAAGCGCAUAAGAAGGCCGAGGUUGCAGGGACCCCACGGCCGUAUACCAAAACCAGAGAUCCCACCAUCGCCGAAGCGCAAGCUCUAGCUCACCGGGACAAGCUGCUAGCAUUCCAGGCCCAAAAUGCCCAACGGACGACGGUACGGGACGAGGCAGCUGACUUUGAUGCCACUGUGGGAGGAAGCAUGUGGGCCACCCCAGAAGAAAGGGCGUUGGCGUUGAAGAAGCAACAAAAGCUCCUUCGAGAAAUGGAAUGGAACGCUAAGCCUGAAUACGAGAAGCGCCAGCAAGUCGUGAGCAUUGAUCUCACAGGGCGUAAAGUGUUCAAGAAGAUGGCCAAAAUUGAGAGACCCCCAACGCCUGUUGAUGAUGUCGAAGAUGACUAUGGCUAUGAAGCUCCCAUCUUGCAAGGCACCCACGUGAGCAAGGGGCAAGGCGGCGCUUUCAGCAAGAACCCACUACUGAGCGGAGUAAUACGGCCGGUCUACGAUUUGAAGGGCAAGGGCGAGGAGCUUGAAGGUAGGAAAGACAGGGCCACCAAAUGGCGAAGAGUCCAAGAUGAUUUGGAGAACAACGGGGAAGUCAUUCUCCAUGGCGGCAUUUAUGGUGGGGGUCAAGGCGCCAGAGUGGGAGCAGUUGGCGAUGAGCCAGAGUGUGACAACCUCAAUUUCCAAUGCGCGCUCAUCACAGGGGGUGGUGGUGGCCUUGGUAAAGCGCUGGCCUCCUAUUUUAUAUCCAAGGGCAAGAAAGUCAUCCUCGCCGGCAGGACAAAAUCCAAUGUCGAGUCUGCAGCGAAAGAAAUCGGAGCGACCGACUACUAUGUGCUCGAUACGGGGAAAACAUCAGCGUUUCCAGAAUUCGUCUCCCUCGUCACGCAGAAGCAUCCGGAACUCGACUGUCUUGUGAACAAUGCCGGUGUUCAGAAACCCUUGGAGGUCUCCAAACUGGACCCGAGCGAAUUCCUGUACAAGGCAGAUGAAGAAAUCAAUGUCAACAUCCGCGGUCCCAUGCACCUCACCUUGCAGCUGCUUCCGCAUUUUCGACUCAAGCCGGCAGCCAUGAUUAUCAACGUCAGCAGUGUGCUGGGGUUUGUGCCGUUCAGCAUCAUCAACCCGGUGUACAACGGGACGAAGGCAUGGCUUCACUUCUGGAGCAUGAACCUGAGGACUCAGCUGCGGGACGAGCCGCAGGCCAAGAUCAGGGUGGUUGAGAUUGCGCCACCAAUGGUUGGGACGGAUUUGCAUCGUGACAGGGACGACCCGGAUGAUAACAAGAAGGAAAAGAACCCGAUUUCAUUGACGGUGGAAGAGUUUAUGCAGGAGGUGGCAAAGAAGAUGGAGAGAGGGGACGGUAUGAUUACUGCUGGGCCGAUGGGCAGGGAGAUUGUGGGUGCUUGGUAUGAAAGUGACAAGUUGGGGAAGAGGUAUAAGAAGAUUGAGGAGGGGGGCAUGUGA
Molecule: messenger RNA, 2439 nt
Organism: Podospora pseudocomata
Lineage: Eukaryota; Fungi; Ascomycota; Sordariomycetes; Sordariales; Podosporaceae
Exons: 2
Coding region: 1-2439 (812 amino acids)
Biological process (GO): regulation of DNA-templated transcription
Cellular component (GO): nucleus; membrane
Molecular function (GO): zinc ion binding
Source: RefSeq, a predicted model, not a curated record